Leptopilina heterotoma is the source of this 2280-nucleotide messenger RNA. RefSeq names its product ankyrin repeat domain-containing protein 13C. Gene Ontology annotation, molecular function: protein binding. NCBI's taxonomy places the organism in Eukaryota, Metazoa, Arthropoda, Insecta, Hymenoptera, Figitidae. Bases 668 to 2023 code for a protein of 451 amino acids. The record is from RefSeq and is a predicted model, not a curated record. Gene Ontology annotation, cellular component: cytoplasm. The transcript is spliced from 11 exons.
CUCUCUAAUUUAAAUCUUUUAAAUAUUUUUAUUUUUUACAUAAAAGUAAAUCUUAUUUUCUACUAAAACUAAUGUAUUUUACUCAAGUUUUACCAAUAUUAGCCUUAAACAAACUGAUAUUUUCACUAUUAAAAGUAAUAAAAACAGUUUAAUCAAAACAUGCAUAGUGCAAUCAAUGGUGUGUUGAAAUUGUAUUUUGUAUGUGUACAAAUGAUUUGUCUGCACUUUCUAUGCAUUUUAUGCUCAUCCUGUACUUAACAUCAAAAUAUAUAUCUCUAUAUAUAAAUAAAAGAUAAAUUAUACGAAAUCUUUAAAUGAAAGGUACUUGAAUCGAUAGCAGAGCAUUAUUGUACCAGGAGGACACUUGACAGCUCCAUAUUUGUGAAAUUUCUAAGAUUGAUUAUAUUGAAUAAAUAUAAUGUGAAGCAGAAUAUAAUACCCAUCAAAUCUAAAAUAGAAAAAAUGGAUGAUGAUUCAAAAUUUGCAUUGCGAGCUGAUAGAAAUCUUGAAAAAUGUUUGGUGCAAAAUGGGCAAUUUACAGACAUUUUAAAAAUCUGUAAAAAAAUAAUUCUUAAGAGUUUUGGUUUUUAGACUCUAUAGUUUUAAGAAAGUAAUGUUAAAAAUAUCGGAAGCAUACUUUUAAUAGUAAGAAAGGAGCAUUUAAAACAUGGCAGAAUCUACAUUUUGUGAAGACUUUCCCUUACACAAGUGCAUUUAUAAUGGAGACAUUAAAACUAUGAGUACUCUAAUUAGAACUCAUGAUCUUACUCAAAAAGAUAAACAAGGAAAUACUCCUCUACAUUUGGCUGUGAUGUUGGGUCGAAAAGAAUGUGUUCAACUAUUGCUUGCUCAUGGAGUGCCCGUGAAAGUAAAAAAUGUGGCUGGUUGGAGCCCAUUAGCAGAGGCUAUCAGUUAUGGCGACAGGCAGACUAUUCUAUCAUUAGUAAGGAAAUUGAAACAGCAAGCAAGAGAACAAAUGGAAGAGAGAAGACCAAACUUGGUAGCAGCAUUACGACAAAUGGGUGAUUUUUACAUGGAACUGAAAUGGGACUUUCAAAGUUGGGUUCCAUUGGUUUCAAGAACCUUACCAUCUGAUGUAUGUAAAAUUCAUAAAAGUGGAGCUUCAAUAAGAAUUGACACAACACUUGCAGAUUUCAAUGAUAUGAGAUGGACAAAAGGAGAUAUAACAUUUAUAUUUAAUGGCGAUCAGAAACCUAGUAAAUCUCUUACAGUCCUCGAUAAUAAAGCUAAACUCUUUCAAAGAGUGAGAUACGAGGAUACUGAAAUGGAAAUAGAAGAUGAAGUUGACAUUCUAAUGUCUAGUGAUAUUAUGGCAGCACAGAUGUCAACAAAAGGAAUAACAUUUUCAAGAGCUCAAACCGGUUGGAUUUUUAGAGAAGAUAAAAGGGAAAUGGUGGGACCAUUUAACGCAGACUUCUAUCAAAUCAAUGGUAUGAUUUUGGCUAGUAGGAAAAGACGAGAGCAUUUAAGUGAAGAAGAUUUGCAAAAAAAUAAAGCAAUAAUGGAAUUAUUAACUAAAGGAAGCUCACAAAGAUUGAAAGGACCUCCGGUUAGAAAAGCUUCUUUAAACCCUCCUCCAGAGACGAAUAUUCCUUGGGAAGAGUAUCUUGCUGCACCAACGGGUCAAUGUCCUUUACUUGGCAGGAGUUUGGUGUACAAAGAAAGUAGUAAAUCCUUUAAAGCAACUGUUGCCAUGAGCUCUGAAUUUCCAUUAACAGUAGAUAUGUUGCUUAAUCUACUUGAAGUUAUCGCACCUUUCAAGCAUUUUAGUAAAUUAAGACAGUUUGUGUUGAUGAAAUUGCCUCCUGGUUUUCCUGUUAAACUUGACAUACCUAUUCUGCCAACAGUCACUGCAAAAGUAACAUUUCAAGACUUUGCAUUCAGAAGUGAUAUUAAUCCAGAAUUAUUUCAAAUUCCAUCGGACUAUUUUGAUGAUCCCUUCAGAGACUACGGGCUUUAUAUUUCUAUGAUGAUGAUACUAGAAACUACAUCGUCCGUUUGAGGAUAAGAAUUUCCAGAUUUAUGACGCUUCCACAUUUUAAUAUUAAUUACCAGUUAUGGACUGCCUAUUUUAAUUAAGGACCGCAAGUUUCUUCUCAGAGUCAAUUGCAACUUUAAAGUCACUUUAUUGUUAUCGGAAUAGUGCUUUUUAUUUACUUAUUGUUCUAUAAAAAGUGCUGAAUUACAGUGUACUCACACUAGUAACAUAACGUCAUUCAUAAGAAAUAAUCUCUAAUAAACUAUAAUUAAAUUAUUAAA